This is a messenger RNA of Rotaria sordida, 1506 nucleotides long. NCBI's taxonomy places the organism in Eukaryota, Metazoa, Rotifera, Eurotatoria, Philodinida, Philodinidae. The record is from the annotation of a GenBank genome assembly.
AUGUUAUCUUUGAUUAUUUUAAGUAGCUUUUUACUUUUCAUUAUUGGCCUGUAUUUAAUAUUGUAUUCUCCAUAUUGUAUACGUAAUUGGCGUGGUUUUGUAAUAUUAUUUCUUACAUUUACAAUACAUUCAAUAUUUAUUAGUAUUUUACCAUUUUGUCAAUUGUAUCUUUUAUAUUUUCUUAUAUUUAUUGAUAUUAAUUCUUUCAAUUGUUUUUAUCAUACAAUAAUUAUUUUUUAUUGUAUAUUAGAAUCAUUAUUCUUUUUAUUUACUGUUGAAGAAGCAAGAUUAUUAAAUACUCGUCCAUUACCUAAACGUCCUCGAUUACCAAAUAAUUAUGAUGAACAAUUUAUUGAUAGAAUUUUAAAUGUUUAUGAAAAAUCUAACGAUGAUAUUCGAGUUUGUUUUAUUGGAUGGUUUAAUGGUAUUGAAAAUUUAUCUUAUGAUUUAAUUUAUGAAGAAAAUAUUUUAGAAUAUAUAACUAUGGCAACAUAUGGUGCUAAAAAUUGGAAGGAAAUUACUAAUAAAAAGCAACAAUAUAUUAAAAAAUUAUAUAAAAGAUUAUUAAAAAAAUAUCCGGAACAACGUUCAAAAAUAAAAUCUGGUUAUAAUAAAAAAAUACAAUUAAAACAUCCAUAUAGAGAUUUAAUUCAAUAUACACAUUAUCCUAUGUUGAAAUAUCUUUUAUUUGGUUGUAUACGUUGUAUUACUACAUCCAUACUUACAUCAAUGAGAUAUGAAUAUCAAAUUAUUAAUAAUAUUGCGUUUUAUGUUAGAAAAUAUCCGAAAAAAACAAGUUUACCACCAAUUUUGUUUCUUCAUGGUCUAAGUCUUGGUGUGAAUACUUAUAUUUCAUUUAUACGUCGUUUAACAUCUCUCGAUCGUACAAUAAUUCUUCUUGAUAUACCAUCUGUAAGUAUGCGUCUUCAUACUGAAGUUCUUUCUAUGUCAAGUAUUCUAUCAUCUAUUGAACAAUUACUUAUUUCACUUAAUGAACAAUAUAUAACAAGUAUAAGUCAUAGCUAUGGUACUCUUAUUCAAUCAUGUAUUGUUAAACAAUUACCACAUAGAGUUCGUGAUCAACCAAUGAUUUUUAUUGAUCCGGUUUGUUUUCUUAUAUUUGAUUCACGUUAUAUAAAUAAUUUUGUUUAUCGUCAACCAAGUACACCAAAUCAACUUUUAUUACAUACAUCUUGUACAAAAGAUCUUUAUUCAAUUUAUGCUAUUGAACGUCAUUUAUGUUGGUAUGAGUGUAAUUUAUGGGUAGAAGAUAUAAAACAAAGUCGAAUUCGUAUACAUGUUUUUUUUUCUGAAAAUGAUGAUAUUGUACCUGUUUCAUUUAUAGAAGGAUAUUUAAGAAAAUCUAAUAUUGAUAUAACUAUUUUUCCUCAAUUUAAACAUGGUCAAUUUUUAAUAACACCAAAAGUUCAAGAUGAUAUUAUGGAAACAUUACAUAAAUUAGAAACGAAACCAAUGGUUGAUGAUGAUAUUGUAGUACAUGUUUAA